ACUGCCAUCUUUGUUUGGUUAAAGAACUUUGGAAAAGUCAGUCUUAAAAUAUUCUCUCUUCUCAGACGGAUUUUUUUUUUCCUUUUUGUUCCAGUAGGACAGAAAAGACUACGAGAACAUGUCUUCAGAACCGCAAUCUCGGCUGAGACCCUGCAGUGACGUGUACGCAUGGCAGCUGAUCCGAGGAGGCUUUCUGUCUUGUUCUGAGGUCACAGAUCGUCCAAACCAGCAUCAUCUUCUGCCGGCCUGAGGGAGUCUGACUUAAAGACAGUGCACAGACCCUCCAUUCAAGGAGCCUGGGUGCUGGAAAAAGAGAGCGGGAGAGAAAAUAAACACGGCUUAAAAAAAAAGCUCUUCAUGAAUUCCCCAAAAACCUGAAAGGCAAAUAGUGCAAGUUGGCUGGCGGUCCUGAGGAGGCAUGUGGACAAUGAGCAUGGCUUGGCUCUGUCUCCCAGCCUUCACUGUCCUUCUUGUUGGUUGCUUUCAUACAGCUGUCACGGAAAGUGAUGUCACUCCACGCCUCACCUUCACCUACAAUGCAAAGGAGAGGACAACCAGAAGUUUCUCAGUCAGCGGGGUCUAUAACUUCACCUCCCUCCACCUCAGUAAAGAAGACGACAUGCUGUACGUCGGUGCCCGGGAGAUUCUUUUUGCUCUCAACCUAACUGAUAUCGGUGCAGUCAAGCUUCAAAGAAAUCUCACGUGGAAAACUCCAGAGAGGAAGAGAGACGAGUGCAGUUUCAAAGGCAAAGACCUGCAGACGGACUGCUUCAACUACAUCAAGAUUUUACUACGCAUGAACAGCACUCAUCUGUACACGUGUGGAACAUACGCCUUCAGCCCCACCUGUGCUUACAUAAAAACUGCAGACUUCUCCCUUGUCAGAAGUAAUACCGGUGAGAUUGUUACAGAGGAUGGACGAAGCCGCUGCCCAUUUAACCCUGAAUACAAGUCCACUGCCAUCAUGGCCGAUGGAGAGCUGUAUGCCGGUACAGUUAGUAAUUUCCAAGGAAAUGAACCCAUCAUUUACAAGAGUCUGAGCCAAGGAACUGCUCUAAAAACAGAGAACUCACUUAACUGGCUUCAAGACCCGGCCUUUGUUGGCUCUGCCUACAUACAGGAGAGCCUGCCCAAGGGCAACCUAGUGGGCGAUGACGAUAAGAUUUACUUCUUCUUCAGUGAAGCAGGAAAGGAGUUUGAUUUCUUUGACAACACCAUUGUGUCACGCAUUGCUCGCGUGUGUAAGGGCGACAUGGGAGGCGAGAGGGUGCUGCAGAAGAAAUGGACAACCUUCCUGAAGGCUCAGCUCUUGUGCUCUCUGCCUGAUGAUGGCUUUCCCUUCAACAUCAUCCAGGACAUGUUUGUGCUGACGCCCAGCCCUGAGGAUUGGAAGAACACCUUAUUUUAUGGAGUCUUCACGUCUCAGUGGUAUAAAGGUGCUUCAGGCAGCUCUGCAGUGUGUGCCUUCACUAUGGACCAGGUGGAAAAGGCGUUUAAUGGGCGAUACCGUGAGGUCAACCGAGAGACUCAGCAGUGGUACACAUACAACCAUCAGGUCCCAGAGCCCAGGCCUGGAGUGUGUAUCACAAAUGCUGCCAGGGAACAGGGCAUCUCCUCCUCGCUGCACAUGCCAGACAAGGUGCUGAAUUUUGUCAAAGACCACUUCCUGAUGGACAGCGUGAUCCGCAGCCAGCCUCUCCUCCUAAAACGGAACGUUCGCUACACUCAGAUCGCCGUCCAUCGAGUCCUGGUGGCAAAAAAGGCGUAUAAUGUGCUCUUCAUUGGCACAGAUGAUGGAAGACUUCACAAAGCCAUUAAUGUCAACAACAAGAUGCACAUCAUUGAGGAGAUGGUGCUCUUCCGUGAUUCCCAGCCAGUGCAACACAUCGAGCUGGACACUGAGAAGGGUCAGCUUUAUGUUUCCUCUUUCUCUGAACUGGUGGAGGUCCCAGUAGCUAACUGCACUAAUUACCAGAGCUGCGGGGAGUGCAUCCUCUCCAGGGAUCCUUACUGUGCCUGGAACGGCAGGCAGUGUGUGGAUGUGAGACAGGCGCCACCAAAAAAUACCUGGCAGCAGGAUGUAGAUGAAGCAGACACAUCAGUUAUUUGCAACAAGACAGUGCCAAGCCCACGGUUUGCUAAACCUCCACCUACACGAGUGUCUUCGUGCCAGGUGAUCAUUAUCCCAGCCAACACGUUCAAAGUACUGCCGUGCAAGCUGCGCUCUAAUUUGGCAGAGAGGAAGUGGGAGUUCAGUGAGAGCACAGGUCACUUCCAUUACCCCAGCCCAGAGGGGGGGCUAGUAGUAGUAGCUCAAGCUGACAGGCAGGAAACCUACGAGUGCUGGUCAGUGGAGGAAGGCUUCAAACAACUUCUGGCAAACUACUGUGUGAGAGGUGAGGCCAAGCAGGAGAGCACAACCCUGACAGGCCGUUCACGUACGCCACAGAUCUCCCAGGAGGAGUUCAUCAUCCUGCCAGGAGAGGCCCGCUCCCCGCAGAUCAACACUAAGACCUACUGGAACGAGCUGAUAGUGGUGUGUGCCCUCCUGGCGUUUUCCCUCGUGGUCUUCUCACUCUUCGUGGUCUACAGGAACCGCAACCACAUGAAGUCCAUGCUCAAGGAGGGGGAGUGCCCCAGCAUGCAGCAGAAAAAGCCGAGAAUAGUGGUGAAACCGGCUGAGAACUUGCCGCUUAAUGGCAACACAGUGACAACGUCGGCAUCAGAUCACAAGGGCUACCAGACCCUUAAUGACAACUACAUCUGCAGCACUCCACCGCACGAGUGCUCGUCGCCCGACAACAGCAAGAGCUUCUCUGAGUCGGAGAAGAGGCCUCUGCACAUGAGAGAGAGCCAUGUAGAGAUUUCUCCCGCAUGCCCACGGCCACGAGUCAGACUGGGCUCUGAGAUUAAAGACUCUAUAGUGUGAGGCCUGGCUUUGUGACAUAUAGAAGGACUCAUUUUGAACUGAAAGGAAAGUGGCGCACUUGCUGAGAAAGACAAAGCCCCGUAAGAGGGAAAACUGAGGAACAGACUCUUCAUGGAGAGACAUUUCAUUACACAGAUUUUGCACUUUGUCUUUUUUGUUUUGUUUUGUCCCUGUGGUCCAUGUGCAUUUCAUUUUUAUUUUCCCUCUCACUCCCUGUUUAUUCAAGUGCAUUCGAAGCGCACUGAAGAAGUUCCAGUUUGCCUUCAGCCUUUUUGACGCUUUCACGUACGGCUCACAGGAAUGUAACAAGCGUAGAGGUGGUGUCACAACGAUGAUUCAGUGAGUGAAUUUCACUGCAUUGCCGCUCAGUCCGUCCAUAAAAUCCACUGGUAAUGCUUUGAAAGGCAGAGUGAUACUCAAACAUGUUUCCACUAACAGCUGACACAGUGUUUUCUUUUCAUUCUGUCAUCUGGUUAAGAGCCUACCCCUUCGCUGAGGCUAUGCACUAUGUAUUGUUCUGUAGCAAAGUAAACACUCACACCAGAAUAUACACUAACAAUCCAGUGGCAGGCGAGAAAGAAAAAGAAGUCCUGUCAUAGAUUUUCUUUUUUAGAUAGCCAGUCAAGGAAGCACUCUCAUUGUUUAAACACAGCAACAGAGAAAGAAUUCUGGGAAGAGUUAUUGAAAAGUGAAAGAAUCACCUCAAGGAAAAUGUUGUAGAAACUCCUACCACCUCAGUCACUACACACCAAAAAUUAUAUAUAUAUAUAAAUAUAUAAAUAUAUAGUCAUAAAUGAAGUCACAUAAUGCUCUUUUUAAGUAUCGGUAUUAUUAGUCAAUACAAAUAUUCCUCUGUGGAAGCCUGACAGGGUUUUCUGUCACCAAAUGUGAUAAAGGGAAAAAAAUCUCAUUCCAGGUAUUAUCAUGCUGUUCUUCGCGAGAUAGGCAGUCUAUGCAAAGCAAAUAAUGUGAAGUGGGGUAAACACAGAGAAAAACCUCACCUCGAGACUGAGUAAGCACAAAGGUGUUGGCGCUGUUAAUUACUUUAGGAUCAGCAGCGCUGCGAACACACACACCCACACGCGCACUCACACUCGCUCUCAUUACACUAACUCUAAGUAUGCAAGAGAUUUUAGCCAUUUUUUGGUAAGGAGGACGAUUGGCCAGAGACAUUUUUAAUCAUCACUCUUUAAUGUUUUAAAUAUCUAUCACUAAUCUCAAAGGGGAAAAAAUAAAAUAUAACUUAAUACACCUAUUCAUAGUCUGAUUUAAAUAAUACACAUCUGUAUAGACUCAACCAUGAUAUACAUAUUAAUUGAGGACAGUUAAUGAUUUUAAAGGCAGACAUAAAGGCAAUAAAUUUCAUUCUCAUCUAGUGUUUAACAGGAAUCGUGCAUUUCAGUUAUCCUUGAUUAGCCAUCCCCUUAUCAGAAAACAAAACAAAGUGUAUAAACCACAUGAUCCACUAAACAUGAGUCAGAGGUUGGAGUAACUUGAAAGCAUUUUUCAUGUCAUAUAAUAUUAUCUAAGUCUUACUUGAGUUUGGAUCUAGUGUUGUAAAGCAGCCAGCAAAAUUUUUAAAAAUUCACGGAAACGCAAGAAGGCGUACCGCUCGACUCAGAAUGCAUAGGAUUUGCACAUGAUGUUGAAAAGCCUUAGUAUAACGCAGGUCAUGGGUUUGAUAACAAAUCUGCCUUGGGGAAAACGGAUAAUGCCUUCUGAUACAAUAAUCAAGAGAUGUGCCUCUUGGGAUAAUAAACUAACCAGUUAGUAGUGCUGUAGAGUCGAAAUGCGACACUGUAGGUGUGAAGGGACAGGCCAUGCUCGGAAACGAGAGUGAAGGCAUGGAAUACAUGUAAUUUAAUACUGUCAGCGUUGUACAGUAUGUGCUCAUGAGGUGUUUUGUUUUUCUUCUUUCUAUUUAAUUUGUUGUUACGGUGGCUUCAACCUCGGUCAGGGACUAAAUUUUACUCUAAAACUGUAGCACAUAAAUAACCACUGGCUGAUUUAAAAGAUAUUUAAUUAUAGAUACGCAUUAGUAUUAUGUUACAUUUCUUGUAAAUGGCACUGCGAAAAAAUGACUGUGUGAAUUUUACAGACUUGGUUGUCUAUAAUCAAUCAUGCAGUAUGAAAGAUUCAUGCUUUGACUGUUAUUAAAAACACAAAUGGCAGCUUUUGGUGAAGUGGCUGUCAUUGGAACAAUAUUAAAUUUUGCUAAGUGCAGAACAAAUAUAAACGUGGCAGUGAUUUAGUUAAAACAUGUGCAGGUACUGAACAUGCUUUUCUUUGAAUACAAGCCUAAACUAAUAAACGCCACAGUGGAAAUAUCCUCGUCUGCUCUCUCUUAAUAAACCACUAUAGUCUGGCCUUCUAUUUGUGACAGUACAAGUUGCUCAGACUCUUAUCAAUAUGUAUUGUAAGUUUAAAAAAAAAAAGAGUUUUUAUGUAAAAUUGUUUUGUAAAUUCAGCUGCCAAUGUAAAAAUAUUGUGAAUUGUAUUUUUUUGUAUCAUACAUCACUACUGUUUUGUUUUUUUUGUAUUGUAUAUAAAAAGCACUUUAUUUUAAUUUUUCAAAUAAAGAUCAAAUGGAUAAUUUUUUUA
This is a messenger RNA of Acanthopagrus latus (yellowfin seabream), 5530 nucleotides long. It is a transcript of the gene sema4ba, whose product is annotated as sema domain, immunoglobulin domain (Ig), transmembrane domain (TM) and short cytoplasmic domain, (semaphorin) 4Ba. Lineage: Eukaryota; Metazoa; Chordata; Actinopteri; Spariformes; Sparidae. Gene Ontology annotation, molecular function: semaphorin receptor binding; chemorepellent activity. Gene Ontology annotation, biological process: axon guidance; negative regulation of axon extension involved in axon guidance; positive regulation of cell migration. Bases 419 to 2929 code for a protein of 836 amino acids. The record is from RefSeq and is a predicted model, not a curated record. The transcript is spliced from 15 exons.